AUGUCCAAGAGAAAAUCCGCUACUAACAACCAUCAAGAAGAUAAAAAUUCAAAAGUUGUAGAAUUUAAAGAAGAAAUAAUAGAAAUUGAUCAAGUUGAUUCAUCAAAACCUAUUUUUAAUGCUACAACAAACAAACAGAAUUACGAACAACCAUUACCUUUUUGGACUAUAUCAGAUAGUUUAUUAAUCGUCGUUAUUACCUUGCAUUUAAUUGUUGUCCCAUAUACCAAAGUUGAAGAAAGUUUUAAUCUACAAGCAAUCCACGAUAUCUUAAACUAUGGAAUUUUCGACAUUUCUAAAUAUGACCACUUGAAAUUUCCAGGUGUAGUUCCAAGAACUUUUGUUAGUGCACUAAUAAUUUCUGUAUUAAGUAAACCUUUUACAUAUUUCAACAAUUCCCAAACUCAACUGGAUUCUCAAAUUAUCGCCCGUGCUAUGGUUGGUUUAUUAAACGGUCUUUCCCUAAUAUAUUUAAAGUAUCAAGCUCAAAAAAAGGAUAAAAUCGAGUUAAACAAAAUUGUAAAAACAAAAGUUAAUUCUUCCAUUGGGAAUUGGUUUAAUGUAUUUACUUUAACCCAGUUUCAUUUGAUGUUUUACAGUACAAGAACGUUGCCCAAUUUCAUGUUAAGUUUACCCUUGAGCAAUAUUGCUUUGGCUUGGUGUGUAAACGGUAAAUUUGCUCAAAGUAUAUUACUUUUAUGUUUCUCCGGUAUUAUUUUCAGAAUGGAACUAGGUGUUUUUGCGGUUUCAUUGACCAUUGUUUUAUUACUAGCCAAAGAGAUUUCCGUUAAAAGGGUGAUUAGAUUGGUUAUUAUCGGUGUUGGCUUAGGUUUAGGUGUUACUAUGACUAUUGAUAGCUAUUUUUGGCAGAGAUGGACUGUUCCUGAAUUAGAAUCUUUUGUAUUCAAUGUAGUUGGCGGCAAAAGCAAAAAUUGGGGUACAUCUCCAUUUUUAACCUAUUUUACCGGCUACUUAUUAAUGAUUUUCUUACCACCAACUGUUUUAAUGCUAAAUUGGGCCGGGUUGAAGAAUUGCAUCAACUACAAUCUAAAGUAUGUUUGGGCUUGUUCAUUUUUGCACAUUAUUUUAAUGUCCUUUCAACCACACAAAGAAUGGAGAUUUAUUGUUUAUAGUAUUCCAGGUAUUACUUUAUUAGGUGCUAGUGGUGCCUCUUUCCUUUUUAGUACUUUAAACAAUGAAAGUGUUUUAAAUACAGUCAUCUGUUUGUUAAUCUCAUUAUCCCCACUAUUGUCCUUUGCCAUAUCUUUAGUAUUUUUAUACAUUUCCUCUUGGAAUUAUCCAGGCGGUGAAGCUUUACAGGUUUUCAAUAAUUAUAUUUUGAGUAAAAAUGUAUCAGAUGUAUCUGUUCACAUGGAUGUCGCAAGUUGUAUGACUGGUGUUUCUUUGUUCGGUGAACUAACAACGAAUAAUGUCACUUAUGACAAGACUGAAGAUCAUAAUGAAUUGACAGAGUUAUGGCCUAACUUUGAUUAUUUUAUUGGCCAAUACCCUUCAUUCAAUCAAUCGAACUUUACAUUAAUUGGUAAAACUAAAAUUUUCAAUGGGUUCAAUGUUGAUUAUUUAGUAAAUUUAGGCAAACAGUAUCAUAAUGGCUUUUCAAUACUGGAUGAGAUUAUUUCUACCCGUAAUAUGGAUCUAAUAUGGGAUUUCUGGGAUAAUAUUUUUAUAAAAGAUGAUCUUAUUUAUAUUUGGGAAAGAAAGGAGAUGAGCAAGGAUUAG
This is a messenger RNA of Saccharomycodes ludwigii, 1740 nucleotides long. RefSeq names its product dolichyl-P-Man:Man(7)GlcNAc(2)-PP-dolichol alpha-1,6-mannosyltransferase (gene ALG12). Gene Ontology annotation, biological process: protein N-linked glycosylation. The transcript has a single exon. Gene Ontology annotation, cellular component: endoplasmic reticulum membrane. Bases 1 to 1740 code for a protein of 579 amino acids. The record is from RefSeq and is a predicted model, not a curated record. Lineage: Eukaryota; Fungi; Ascomycota; Saccharomycetes; Saccharomycodales; Saccharomycodaceae. Gene Ontology annotation, molecular function: alpha-1,6-mannosyltransferase activity.